AUGAGCUGCUUCUCAUCGAUGCUCCUCUUGGUGCUCGUCGCCUCGGCGAUUCUCGUCGAGUCUCGUGUCUUCCGUUUCGAAAUGCCUUCCGAUCGUAUUCAGGAGCAGAAGAGGGAUGGUGCCGACGUGUCGUUCGACUAUGACGCCAACCAAAUCAUCCGAAACACGAUGAAACGCAACCGUCAAUGCCUUCUCAACGCGGGACUCUCGCAGGGAUGCGAUCUCUCGGAUCUCCUCCAAUCACAGACUCAGGCUCGCAAGUUCAUGAGCUUCGCCGGACCGGGAAAGUGA
Messenger RNA from Caenorhabditis remanei, 291 nucleotides. RefSeq lists its product as uncharacterized. The transcript is spliced from 2 exons. The coding region runs from base 1 to 291 and encodes 96 amino acids. Lineage: Eukaryota; Metazoa; Nematoda; Chromadorea; Rhabditida; Rhabditidae. The record is from RefSeq and is a predicted model, not a curated record.